AUGGCAGCUGCCCCGCUAGACAGCUCUAGCACCCCGCCUCGCCUUCGCUCGACAGAAUCCUCGACGUACGCUUGCGACGAUCCCAUGGAAGAUAACGAGCUGCAGGAGACCAGGAAGCGUCCCCGUCUCGAUAGUGGAAGCGGUGCCUGCGAGUCUAUGUCCAUCGACCAACCCCCGACCGGUCUUACUCCCGAUCCUGUUGCAGUUGCUCCUGCCGCGGCUGACCCGUCACCUUCUACACCGAGUCGCUCUGCCAGCAGAGUAGCUAUCAAUAUGAAGUCCACCGUACCGGCAGAAUUGGCUCCGGAGCCUUCAGGUGCGGUGCCUGAGGAGCCCAUUCCCGUCCUGCCCGAACAGAUUGUAAAUACCGGCGCUCAUUCAUCAACGGCCAUCUCGAUAUCGUCUUCGACUGCACAGAGCCCCGAAAUAGAGGUUGCUGAAGUGGAGGAUAUGGAUCAGGACCCGGCUACCUCGAAUUGGAAAUCUCUGGAAGAAGCACUGCGGGAUCGAGCUGCCCCAGAGGUCGUUCAACUCCAGGAGCCGUUAUCUCUGACAGAACUCUUUCCCAAGCUAUCAGGGACGUCGGGCCUACGUGAAAGCCUGGAGGAGAUUUGCUCGAUGCUUGAGAAAGGUAGUCCACACGACGGCGAGCUUUUCAUCGCGAUAAAGAAUUGGAUGGAUGAUUGCUUGGCCAACCUCAACCAGUUAACUUAUGGCGAGCUCGCCAACGAGAGAGACUUCUGGGAGGAGUUCCCUUGCGUAAUUGAAAGCUUGCUACGCAGAGUUCAAGAUUUCCUGCCCGAUGCUGGCCAAGGGCCAUGGAAUUCCCUGGAGGAAUUUUUUGUUGGCUUUGCUCGGCUUACCCUUCAUCUGGUGCACUUGGACACCAUGAGCCUAUCUCACUUGGUAGACAAGACUGAUGUUCCGGCCCCGGAACAGCUGUCCAGAUGCUAUCUGCCGUCGUUGGGAUGGAUCUUACAGAUAUACCCUAUUCCUUUUUUUCGAACACUGGAGAGAUACCAUGGCGCCGAAGUUGUAAAUCUCAUUGCUCGCAUCAAUGACCAGAUUGCAGCUCCUCCAAUUGGCGCCUUAAAGUAUCUCUCCGAAUACGCCGCUUGUGUCUUGACCCUUCUUCCUCGAUGGCCACAACUUGCUUCGAUUCUGGUCUCAAUCUUGACCAUUGCUCAAAACAUGAUAGAAUCUGGGAAUGAGCGGAAGAAAUAUCCAGCCGAUGAAAUGCUCAUCGAAUCACCUGUCUUUGCGCGUACUAUGAAAGCCAUCUAUACCCUUUUUCGAGCUGUGGAUGAGGAGUACCAACAACACAUAUCUAAGAAGUCCCCCUGGCUUACGAGUGAUAUAAGCGAGUCUAUCAUACGUUCCACCUCCUUCACCUAUCUCAGUCUAUCUCAGCAUGAUCCAAACAUUGCUCUGCAACUUGCAAAGGACCUAUCUAUAGAAUUUCCCGAGCGCGCGACACCAGACGAGUACCCGACAAUUAUCCAUUGGGCCUGGAAGUUUAACGCUUUGAAGAAAAGUAUCAUGGAAGGCCGCAUGGAACUAAGGGUCUAUUGUAUGGAAACCAUGCAGAGUGACCUAGUUAGUGUCUGGAGACAAUUUAUUCAAACGAACCCCGCUGGUAUUGAACACCCAAUUGUUCAAUACCUCCUCAAAUUCCUGAGAGAAAACAAGAUCGUUGAAUACGUGGUCGGAAUUGGUUCCCACCCCCAAUUGAUCAGCAGGAGCGGUAACAUUGUGGGCUUUCUGGUCGUUACGUCCACAUAUACCGAUGCAGAUACCGAUACGAUAUGGAGGACGGUGACAGAAAGCGAGGACCCUAGGGCAGUAUCUGAGGUUUUGGGGAUGCUGUCUAGAACGAUCCCUAUGCACCAAGCUAAUUCCACUGCUUUGUUAUAUCUUUGCUCUAAGCUUCUUGAACUUCCGUUAAACCGGUUUGAUUCACGGAUGCUCGAAUUCUGCGAUCAACUUCUCCAUCAACUGCGCGAGAAAUAUGGUGAGCGGAGCCGCCAUGAACAGUUGGACAGCCUCCACGUAGAUACCAUCCCUCUGCGUCUAUGUGUCCGUCUGAUUCGCGAAAGCACCGCGUCAGGGGAUUUACCUGUUGAGAACAAGGCGCUUCUACAAAGAUUUGCUGGUUCGCAGUUGGGCUCAUUUAUUAGUGUCGGGCUGAGUGAUAUGGAUAGGAUGGAGAUGUACGAGCGCUGCAUCCAGGAUAUUGCAGAGAUGAACCAGUUUGCCGCAGGGAGCAUACAGGCACUAAAUGCCCUCUUACCCCCUCAGGAUUCCCAGGAAAUUAGGAAACUGGCUACUGACUUUGACUUGGCGCGCCUAGCGAUAACGGAAAUUUCUUAUGCCUUGGAAUCAAACCGAACCGAUUUUGCCGACCCCUUCUCUCGAAAUGGCUUCAUUUCACGCAUUCAGAUGCUCAGCCGCAUCAUCGAUAAGGUCCCGGACACCAUAACACCGGAUUUGAGUGAUGUACUUUGGAAGAAGAUUUUCAUGUCAAACGAACUCGUUGAACAAGCCCGCAGUGCCUUAUGGGAUAUGCUUUGCAGGACAACCAGUCGCUCUUCGAAACGAAACCCAUUUAUUGACCGUUGUAUUCAGGAGUAUCUCCCCCAAUUAUCACCCGACGAUUACUCUCCAGAGCUAUUGUCUUUUGCCAAACACACGAUGACAUACGAGAUCCGCUUUAAUCCCCCGCCAUCUGCCGGCGAGAAUGAGGUUGUCUGGAUCCCCGGCAUGGACCGGAUAUGGACUUUUAUCUUGACUGCUCGGCCGGGUUCAAUUGAGACAGAGGCAACGAAUUUUGCAAUUGAAGUUUAUCUCGACCAUAUUCUGAUUAACAAAGCUCCUCGGUCAGCUGUCGAAGCCACCCAUAUUGCUAUAGUCGAUCGCUGUGUCGAACAGCUGAAAUCUGCUGCCGCAAACUUAAAGUCCUCCACUGGCAGUUCUACUGCAAAUGGUGGUACAGCAGUUGCCGCGCCCGUUUCUCAAGAGGACAUUAGAACAGAGGAAUUGCGAUUUUCCCGGUCUUUACUUUUUCUCCGUCAGCUGCUUCAGGGUUUGAGGGCAAGGCCCCAGUACAGCCCGCCGCAAGGCCCACCUCCUGACUUGCCUGAGAGACCGGAGAAAGGUGACCCGGUUGAGAUUUCUUACCAGGCUUUCAAUGGCGGUAGUCAGUCGAAAGUCAGUACUUUUCGGAUUGGCGAUCUCUCUACUGCAUCCGAACUAGUCGACAGGCUUAUUCAACUUACAGGCUUUUCCAAAUUCAGCACAAUAUACGGCGGCCAAAAGAUUGACUUGCUCGAGAACCCUGGUCUUCCGGUCAGAGAGAUGAAAGUGCAUCCGGGAUUGCUGAUCGUGCGCAAAGUCCCUGAAAGCGUGGAUAUCUCAUUCAGUAGACGCCAAUCUCAGACCUUGGUGGAUUCCGAGGUUCUCAAACAUUUUGAUGAUCUGUAUGACCUUCUUAACCUCGAUGACCACUUGGCGAGAGAGAUCUAUGACUUCCUUGUUGUGUUUCCACCCCAGGACCGGAUUCGACAAUUGGUGAAAUCCGAGAAGACCGAACAGGAUAUAUUUCCUAUACAAAAACCCUUUAGCUUCCUAUACUCGCUCAACACCCUCUCGGUCUGCCUACGAGAGGAGGCUCUCGAAGUAACACCGAAUCAAUCUUUCGUGUCUCACAGCAUUAAUACCCUGGUUGCCUCAUUAAUCCGCCCAGGAACGUCGGAGUCUAUUUCUCAAGAUCCUAUCAAGCUCCUGCUUGCUUGCAAUUCGGUGGAAUGUCUUCUCUUGGCCUUAUUGGUAAAACCUCGCCUUGGAGAUGGCUCUUCCGUCGUCCUGGAUCCUGCGCCUUUGAUCCGACAGCUACUCAAGAUAAUCGAGACGGUACGACCUCUGUCGGUUGCGCCGCUCUCUCAAAUCGGUACUCAGAAGUUGAUUUGCAAUUCCUUUGCCGUCCUGAUGGAGGCUUCUGUGCGCGAUAAUAAAUUUUGGACUGUGCUCAAGGGACUUGUUCAACUUGACCGCCUAGUUUUUAUGCUGCUACUGGACGAAAGUCGCCAGCCUAUACGAAAAGGAAUCGCAGAGAAUAUAGCCAUCAUCUGUGGCGGUCCAAAAUCUCUGAAGAAGCCAAACAAGCUGGGGACUCCAGGCCCCACCAGUCCCGAGAACCCUGCCAGCAUCGAUAUACUUGCCACAAUCUGGGAUGGCUUUGUGAAAACCUUUCCUCAAACUCCAAACUAUGCGCAACAAUCCCAAGAAUUCUUCGAAGUUGCUCUCUCAGUUUUUUGCUCUGUUGCAGAUAUGUCGCCUCACGACCUUAUCUUCGGUGAUUAUCUGCGAGAAUGGAGUAGCAUCAUGUUAAGUCACCAAACCGAGGAGUUUGUUGGACGAGAGCCGGUGGACCCCUUAGUUCUGGGUUUCUGCCGUCUCCUUAAGUUGUGUCUUGAUUUGGCAGACUCUAAUAACACUUCAUUAGACACCUUUGACCUUGCUGAGAGCCUGUUUAACAAUUAUUUGUUUCCUGACCUCUCUAUGCCGUCGGAUAGCCCCAUGGCGCCCCAGGUCCCCGUUAUGAACACGCAGAUCCGCCAAGAGCUGUACGCCAUACUCAUUUUGCUUUGCAAGUAUGAUGAAAAUUAUUCGAAGAUGGUCUCUUUCCUAGAAGAUCUUAUCCCACAAGAUUAUACUUAUUCUCCAAACUGGGGAUUUGAGCGUCAAAAAAUGAUCAGGUCCCCAGAGGGUUACGCUGGGCUUAAAAAUUUGUCCAACACUUGUUACCUGAAUUCUUUGCUUACGCAGCUCUUCAUGAAUGUUGGGUUUCGUGAAUUUAUGUUGCAGCUUGAUGUUCCAGACCCAGGGUCUACCCAUAAGCUGCUCGAUGAGACGAAGAAGGUCUUCGGAUAUAUGCAGGAGACCUGGCUCAAAAGCGUUGACCCACAAGGCUUUGUGGAUACAAUCCGAACUUAUGAUAACGAGCCAAUUGAUGUAACCAUUCAAAUGGAUGUCGACGAAUUUUACAACCUACUAUUCGACAGAUGGGAAGCGCAGAUCCUUGAUCCGGAAGACAGGAAGAAGUUUCGAUCUUUCUACGGAGGUCAAUUGGUCCAGCAGAUCAAGUCUAAAGAGUGCCCACACAUAUCCGAACGCCUAGAACCCUUCUCUGCUAUCCAGUGUGACAUUAAGGGCAAGUUAUGCCUGGAGGAUAGUCUUCAGGCUUAUGUAGAAGGCGAGAUCAUGCAAGGAGACAACAAAUACUCUUGCACAUCUUGUGGACGCCAUGUGGAUGCAGUGAAGAGGGCUUGCUUGAAGGAUAUCCCCGAUAAUCUGAUAUUCCAUCUGAAACGAUUUGACUUCGAUAUGCUCACGAUGCUGCGGAGUAAGAUCAACGAUGAAUUUCAAUUUCCGGAACACAUCGACAUGAGCCCUUAUAAAGUUGAAUCUCUUUCUGAGCCCUCUGCAGACGUUCCACAGGAUAUCUUUCAAUUAGUUGGAGUAUUGGUACAUAGUGGGACAGCUGAGUCUGGCCAUUAUUAUUCUUAUAUCCGCAAGCGGCCAACAGACGGCUCAAAAGGAUCCUGGGUGGAAUUCAACGAUUCGGAUGUUACGAGUUUCGAUCCCUCUAAUAUUGCGGACCAAUGUUUUGGUGGAUUUAACGACUCGCAUAACGGUCCACCCUAUGGCCAAGUCCGUUUCAACAAAGUCUGGAAUGCUUACAUGCUGUUUUAUCAACGUGUAUCGAGCAUGGAGACAGCGAAAUCGAUCUACGAGCCCAUCAAAGGUGACGUUCCAGUUCGUGUUUCUUUACCGGUUCCUCUUGGAAAUCAUAUAGCGAUGGAGAACGAAAUUUUUAUCCGGACAUACUGUCUGCUGGAUCCCUACCACAUCUUCUUCGUUCGACAUCUCCUUAGUCAAUCUAUCGAUGCUCAGUCGGGUAGCCGGAAGGCAUCAUUGCUAAACAAGACCGUCAUCUUUAUUGCUUUGGAUACCUUGGAGCAGCUAAUAUCGAGAACAAGAGAGCCUUUUGGGCUUGAUAACAUUGUGACCGAAAUCAUGAGGGCGAUUACAAGUACCCCGAAAGGUGCCUACAGGGUCCUUCAGUGGGUCUUGGAACGACCAACUGGGGUCCGCAAUUUGAUUCUGAGGUGUCCAUACGCAGCGAUCCGAAAUAGUUCGUUGAAAAUCUUCGCAUCAGCUCUCACAAAGCUUCAGAUGCUUUCAAACGAUGUAGAUCUCCAAGAUAUCGAGAGAGAAAAGUGGCGGAUGCGGUACCUGAAUAUCUUUGACGAUACUGUAGCCACACUGGCGGGGCUAUGGUCAAUUCUUCACACAUCUAAUCGCUCGUGGGAUGACUAUUUUGAUUUCUUGCUGCUGCUCGCAAACUUUGGUCCCCAUGAGAGCGGAGUAUUGCUCAACUAUGGGUUUCUGAAGAGGUGCCUGGAAAUCGUCUGGCUUGAUCGGGAAGAUCCUAAGAAACUAAAGCGGCAAUACGUGGCCUACUAUAAACUAAUGGAGAAGGGUCGGAGAUUUUCUCAUAAGAAGUUGACAGACUUCUUAUUCGUUCUUCUAAAGCACAUCAAUCUCACAAUUCCACCUACGCCAGAUGGUGACGAACGGACCAUGCAUGAUGGCCAGUGUUCAAUGACAGUGUCGGAGAGCUACUUAAUUCGACCACUCGGAAGGAACAACGAAUUGCUGUUACUGAAGAAACUCUUGCAGCAAUAUAGUAGUCCUGUUGCGUGCAAGAACAUUCUUACUCUGUUCUUACAGUUCGAACCCGAGGCUCAGCUGAUGGAACCGAUCUGCAAGACCUUGGAGGAUGGUCUGAGAGUCGCCCCAGCUGCGCUAUGUGCUCCGUUCCUAGACGCAACUCUAGUUUUCUGCAAGCAAAGCCCAGAUGAAGAAAGGAUAGUUGGCUUGAUUGACUUUGUGGCCAAGGGAGUCGAGUCCAUCAACAACAGCGGUGGUAAAGAGCACCUCUCAUUCUUUACGAACAUCUUGACGGUUCACAAUGAAAUUAUUGAGAAAGAUGAUACGUGGUUCUCUUCUCAAGUCAUAAAUAGAGUCGCAGACUGGGCGCCGACAUUGCUCAUCUACGCCGACAAGACGGUUAGGAAUAUGACGUUCGAAGUUCUUCGCCAGAUCUUGUUUGCCGAUGAGGGUGAAGAGACGGAUGAUGAGUGGCAGCUACAUAUCACAGAAGUCGCCAAAGAUCUCGCACAGGCAUGUGUCGACAAGCUGAGGAGAACGUAUCUCUCCAUCUCUGAGCAGAGUGUUGAGGCGCGGGCUGUAGAUAUCAUUAACAUGGUGAUAUCUCAUUGCUUGGAGAAUUACUUCGGGGAUAGCGAGGAAGACCAGGAAUUCAUUCGACAGGCAAACGGUUCGUUUUUCUUUCUCUUUGUUGAGAAUUGCGGUAUGCUCGAGUAUCACUAACGUAGGAGGAUAGCCGUUGGCACUGCCAUCGAGGAACUUAUAGUCGAUUUGCCUGAAGAGCUGGCUUCCGGUAAGGCCGGCCCUUUCCUAUGUUUGCAUCAAUCGUCUAACCGUUGCGGUCCAGAAUCUGAUCUACCGUCUCCAGAUGAAUGGGAAGAUAACUCGGUCAUGGCAAGUGAAUCCGACAUUGGUCUUGCCGAAUCUCCAUGAUAUUCCCGCUUUUCUCUCUUCUUUGUUUGCUAGAAAAGAAAGUUGUGAUCAUAUCAUCACACAUGAGCGAUGGAUUUUACGACAAAAAAUUAUCUCUGUUCCUUAUACGUCUGCAUAAAUCGGCGUCUUGAUUCAACUUUUCAGCUCUUCUGAAUGAAUAUUGGUUCGGUCAAAGGGAACUUUCUCGUACUUGUAUUGCUACAGGGUUCAGUCUUGUCUGAUAGGCAUGCCAUGUAUUUUAAAUUGGUUGUCUGUAUCUCCGACAAGUUUUGUUAUUUGUGGUUCGCAUUCUAAGCCAAGGCGGAUUUUCUUCUUUUCUUCUUGUUAUGCCGGCAAAAGAUAGAUACCAGUGCUCGAGGGAAAAUAUAAAGACGGA
Molecule: messenger RNA, 8041 nt
Organism: Monascus purpureus
Lineage: Eukaryota; Fungi; Ascomycota; Eurotiomycetes; Eurotiales; Aspergillaceae
Source: the annotation of a GenBank genome assembly